CGACGUUUUGCGACAGUGCCGUGUGCCGAUACGUCGUCGCUACCGAGUGAAGUGCGUCUCUCUGGAGGAGAUACCGGCUGAGAGAAACGCUGCGACAAGAGAAAGCAGCAUAUUUCGGGCUCGUCCUCCGCCGGGACUGUCUCCGACCACCGCGAACCCCUCGCCGGUACAUUACAUACCACCCGCAAGCUCGAUGUGGAAGCUGGGCUGAGGGAAGAAAGGGCCGCGCUGGGGGGGAAGGCAACUAGCCGAAUUACCAAACCGAGCUCGUUGAAGUAGCCUAGUUGCCUCCCGAGCGACGCUUUAAAAAAAAAAAAAAAAAGAACGAAGAAGAAGGAAGGAAGGAAGCAGCGGAUCCUUUUGAGCCCCGAACCGUAGUUGAAAAUGGACUAUGAUUUUAAAGUCAAGCUGACCGGCGAAAGGGAGCGCGUCGAGGAUCUGUUCGAGUACGAGGGAUGCAAAGUGGGAAGAGGCACCUACGGUCAUGUGUACAAAGCGAAGAGAAAAGAUGGGAAGGAUGAUAAGGACUACGCCCUCAAGCAGAUUGAAGGCACUGGCAUCUCCAUGUCAGCCUGCAGAGAGAUUGCACUACUGCGGGAGCUGAAGCACCCCAACGUCAUCUCUCUGCAGAAGGUUUUCCUGUCACACGCAGACCGUAAAGUAUGGCUGCUAUUUGACUACGCCGAACAUGAUCUCUGGCACAUUAUUAAGUUUCACAGAGCAUCCAAGGCCAAUAAGAAGCCACUUCAGCUGCCGAGAGGAAUGGUCAAGUCACUGCUCUACCAGAUCCUGGAUGGCAUCCAUUACCUCCACGCCAACUGGGUCCUUCACAGAGACCUUAAACCAGCUAACAUUUUAGUGAUGGGGGAGGGGCCAGAGAGGGGCAGAGUAAAGAUUGCGGACAUGGGGUUUGCCCGUCUCUUUAAUUCACCAUUGAAGCCUUUAGCUGAUCUUGACCCCGUGGUGGUCACCUUCUGGUACAGAGCACCGGAACUACUGCUGGGGGCUCGGCACUAUACCAAAGCCAUCGACAUCUGGGCGAUUGGCUGCAUCUUUGCAGAGCUGCUGACGUCUGAACCCAUAUUCCACUGUCGCCAGGAGGACAUCAAGACCAGUAAUCCGUACCACCACGACCAACUGGACCGCAUCUUCAACGUCAUGGGCUUCCCUGCAGAUAAAGACUGGGAGGACAUCAAAAAGAUGCCAGAACACUCCACGCUGAUGAAAGACUUUAGAAGGAACACAUAUACAAACUGCAGCCUUAUAAAGUACAUGGAAAAACAUAAAGUCAAACCAGACAGCAAAGCAUUCCACCUGCUGCAGAAGCUGCUGACGAUGGACCCCAUCCGUAGAAUCACAUCUGAGCAGGCCAUGCAGGACCCGUACUUUUUGGAGGAGCCCCUGCCCACGUCCGAUGUGUUUGCAGGCUGCCAGAUUCCCUAUCCCAAGAGAGAGUUCCUGACAGAGGAGGAGCCAGAGGACAAGGCAGACAAAAAGAACCAGCAGCAGCAACAGGGAAACAACCACACAAAUGGGGCGGGGCAUACUGGCAACCCUGACAACAGCCACGCCCAGGGCCCGCCUCUGAAGAAGGUGCGAGUUGUCCCGCCCACCACUACCUCAGGCGGCCUAAUCAUGACCUCAGACUACCAGCGCUCCAAUCCACAUGCUGCCUACCAGAACCCCGGACCAAGCACAGCACUGCCCCAAAGCAGCAUGGGAUACUCCACUACCUCCCAACAACCACCCCAAUACUCCCACCAAACCCACCGCUACUGAAACGCCCCUCCCACACUCGCAAACACACACACACACACACACAUACACAGCCUUCGCCGUGUCCACCUGAACGAAUGUACUGAGGGCUGUGGGUAUGUCCAAGGCAACAAACCCCCUCCCCCACCCCAUAGAGGGGCACCUUCUCUGCAGCAGUCUGUUCAGAAUUACAAAAAUCUUCACUUCUUCAAGACAACACACCUUAACCCCAGUAUUAAAGCAAAACCUGACUGGUGGAACACAAGGCUGGAGGAUGAGGGGGGAAAAAAGGAUGCUGUUUCUGAAUCCAACUGGUUUUCUGUUAUUAAGAUGAAAUCAAACCAGCCGAGAGAAGAUGGCUCGGUUUCGAGGGGCACGAGGAAUCUUUUGUGUCAUCUUCUCCCUUCUAGCCCUAGCCAGUUACCCUCUUCCUGUUGAAGCUUGGAUGAGACUGAAAGCUGCUAUGUGACUGCCAUCGCUGACAGAUUCCCUGUCCUCAUAUCUGUCUGACCGUGUGUUCGUCUGUCUAUUUUGUGUGUGUGUGUGUGUGUGUGUGUGUGUGUGUGUGUGUGUGUGUGUGUGUGUGUGUGUGUGUGUGUGUGUGUGUGUGUGUGUGUGUGUGUGUGUGUGUGUGUGUGUGUGUGUGUGUGUGUGUGUGUGUGUGUGUGUGUGUGUGUGUGUGUGUGUGUGUGGGUGUGGUGUGUGUGUGUGUGUGUGGCCCAUGAGGGCCUCAGCUGAGGAACUGAGCUGCUGUGAAGCAUGCUGGGAAGAUGUGGAACCCUCCAAAGCUGUGGCAUUGAGGUUUUUUUGUUCAGAAAGAACAAAAAGGACAAAAAAGAAAAGAUUUUAGUAGUUUAUAAUUUAAUCAGUUUUUUAUUGUUUGGUUUUCAUUGCGAGAGUGGCAAACCAGCCUGCGCUGGCUGAGCGCUCAGCUGCUGAGUGCUGUGGGCAAGCCUCACAACAUGGUGACAAAACCAACCAAUCGCAUGGAGGACGGCAGAUGGAACAUGCAUUGUACUGUAUUGCAUUGAAAAAUUUUACAUGAAGCAAGUAUCCUGACAAUAAAAGUGGAGACAUUGAUACUGUU
Molecule: messenger RNA, 2842 nt
Organism: Scophthalmus maximus (turbot)
Lineage: Eukaryota; Metazoa; Chordata; Actinopteri; Pleuronectiformes; Scophthalmidae
Gene: cdk8
Product: cyclin-dependent kinase 8
Exons: 13
Coding region: 385-1779 (464 amino acids)
Biological process (GO): protein phosphorylation
Cellular component (GO): nucleus; mediator complex
Molecular function (GO): ATP binding; cyclin-dependent protein serine/threonine kinase activity; RNA polymerase II CTD heptapeptide repeat kinase activity
Source: RefSeq, a predicted model, not a curated record